GAGAGAGAGAGAGAGACUGCACGGUGUGGGAGCUGUGAGACCCGUUAGCAGGGCUUUUCUUUGCGUUUGUUGGAGAUUUUGGCUCACAGCCCAACUGCCGUUUUUGUAAUCAAGGCAUGAUCGCAGAGUCCAUGCGCUUCCCCGAGCUGCAUCAGCUGCCUGCCGCUUGGAACAAUCCCAGAAUUCCCUGCUGACAUGCACAGAACUAGUCCCACAGAGAUGAUGAUGGUGAUGAAGAAGGAACAGAAGGAUGCUGAGCUCGAUAAAAAGAUUGAGGCCUUACGAAAGAAAAAUGAAGCACUUAUGAAACGCUACCAGGAGGUGGAGGAAGAUAAAAAGCGUGCAGAACAGGAAGGGAUGUCACUGCACAGCGGGAAGGGAAAAUCUGAUGAUCUGACCAUCACCAUCAAUAACGAGCAGCGUGUUGUGACUAAGAGGUCGGGACCUGGAGGGCCAAACCCCACAUCAGAGCAGGAGAAGGAGCCCGGAGAACCUGAAUCCAGAGUCUUCAGCUUUGGAAGAGGAAAGAGGAGACAACUGCUCGUCACAACAUCAGGAAACAUCAAGGGUAAGAGAGUAUUUGGUGAAAGGAAGGACAGAAAUCGCCCUUUGAGUCCAGUGAGGUUGAAACCGUCUGUUAAGGAGGAUACAGGAAAACAGAAUGUGAAGAGUCGAUGUGAGGAGUCUCGUGGCGUCUCUCAGAGUGACGCUUUUGUUCCGGCCACUGAAGGGUUUGAAGCGCUAAGUCUCAGUGAAUCGAACCUCCUCUCAUCCAGAAGAGAGCAGCUCGAGUACCUGCGAUGGAAGAAAGAGCGCGAGAAGAUCGACCGAGAGCGCGUCGCCCGACACAAAAACUCCAAAGGCCAGUGGAGGAGAGCCUGGGACCUGGAGAAGAGCGAGCUGAUGUUUUCUGAAAAAGUACAUGGAGGAACAGAGAGAGAAAUGCACAACAGAGGAAAUAGAAAUGCCAGAAGAGGAAAUCUGAAAUCAGAAGAAUCCAGACCAAUGUCAGACAGGGGGCGGGGCGGUCAUCAUCAAGCACGGGACAGGAAGGGUAAGAGUGUUCCGGUGAUGGGCAGUAAAGCGAUGGGUAAAGACCGUCUGACGGGUCGAGCCAGAAGAUGGGACGCUGAAGAACAAUUGCAGGUUUAUCAAGGGAGCAGUCUACAAGAGUUUCUGGAGGAACUAGAUGCUCUAUGUGAUCCUGAGGUGGAAGACAUCAAUCCAGACACUGAAAACCAAGAUGUUGCCAUAAAGCCCCGUGCAUCUGAAGAGUCGUUCAAAACACAGAAAACCAUCAGAGUCGUGACCUCUGACCGGACAGAAGAAGAGAAUGGACGUAUUUCCACAGAAAUACCCCAUUCAGAGACGUCCUGUCUCAAGGCCACCGAGAAAAAGGUACGGUUUUUAGAAGAACUUAUUGAUGAAGACAAUGUAACUACAGAAACCAAGGCCAGCAUGCUGAAAACACAUGCACAGGGUAUGAGCGGCUCCACCCGGGAAAACAACAAACUAAUGUUGACACAAAAUAAGGAUAACAGUGAAUGUGUCCAGGAAGUGAAGACAGCAGACAUGCCCCUCAAAGGUACUGAGGUGAGACUAAACUCUCCAGAACAGGAAAUCUGUGAGAAGAAACUUCCAGAAGUAAAUCCUGGUACUGAAGUCACUGAAAGUGAAGCCAGUGAAGCAUCUUGUCCCAGAUCCAGUUCAGGAAAUGGAAAUGUUUGUGUAUCGGUAGAACUGGGCCAGAACCAGCCCGUGGAACACACCAAGAACUGCUCGUCAAGAGGAAAUGAAGAUCUGAUUGACUCCAGUCUGUCUGUCUUGAGUCUGGAGUCUGAAAACCCUCUUCCAGACCACAACACCAGCACUGAUAUGGCAAGACAGAAUGGGAAAGUUGUUUAGAUGGAAACUGAUGUCUGGAGUGAACCUUAAACCAAAACAAACGAAAGAAGAAUGGAAAUAGCAUUUGCCUUUUUUAUUUGACUCCAAUUCAGGCGAGUUUCUGUUCUGGUGGAGCAAAGUCUUUUAUCUGACUCUUUAAACUACUGUAUUUGAAGAACCAUUUUAACAUUGGAAAAAGUUGAAAUUUGUGUAAUUUAUUGAAGUCUGAAUGUUGACUGAUGACAAACACAGUAUGUGAUUUAUUACGUUUGGUUGCAGAUUGGUUUGAACUUUUAAAGACGAUUAUCGCACUGAGCUGCCAAAUCCAAAGGACGGACACUUUUGUGUCUUUGGUGGAACUUUAAAAGAGGCUGUUCAUUUUUAACUAAAAGCACCACAAGCAAUUUGAAUGUGUAGCUUAGUUUAUUGGAACAAACACAUAGACAAGCGAAAAUGUAUUUAGAUUCAUAUACCACACGGACUAACUGACUAACAUGACGAGGCAUAGUUUUAUACACGCUUAUGACUGUAGUACUCUUAAACAGAACCUGACAAAGGCCUCCUGGUUGCCAUUAUUGGCUAAUAUACUGUAUAGCAGUUCUACUUUACAAGCACACGUGUCAUGGGGUUUUGGAAGUUGCGUGGAAUUCUAAAGUUCACAUGGAUUGUUAAGGUAUGUUAAUUAGCACUUUAUUUUAUAUGAAUGUUACAUCUGAAAUGUUACCAGAUAUGUGGAACCAUUUGUUUGGUUUUUAUUAUCUAGGCUAUUUAAGUUUUUAAUCUGAUCUUUUGCAAAGCAGAAGCCUUUAAAUGAUUUUAUUUGACAAAUUACCACAACAUGUUUACUACUUGAAUCUGCACAAUUGUUUGUUUGUUUUUUGCUAACAUAUGGGUAACUUUAAAGCAAGCUGUCUUGCCCCAUGUAGUUUAGUAUGUAAAGUUAAUAAGUAAUUGUUGGUUGUGACUAUAAAAUGUCAUUGUACUUUACAACAUUUCAGUAUUUAAGAGUCUAAGUGUUUUGGACUUUUGGUCGUGUUACAGUUUGAUUUAGGAAGACACUAAGGGUUUGUUUAAAGUGACUAGAAUUUGAUUUAUAUUUUACUGUCACUUUUAUUAAGCAUUUUGCAUUCAUCCAUGUUUGAAAUGAAAAUGUAUUGUACAUAUUUAA
Myxocyprinus asiaticus (Chinese sucker) is the source of this 3052-nucleotide messenger RNA. RefSeq names its product coiled-coil domain-containing protein 9B. The record is from RefSeq and is a predicted model, not a curated record. Lineage: Eukaryota; Metazoa; Chordata; Actinopteri; Cypriniformes; Catostomidae. The transcript has 14 exons. Bases 196 to 1905 code for a protein of 569 amino acids.